Molecule: messenger RNA, 2655 nt
Organism: Carassius gibelio (silver crucian carp)
Lineage: Eukaryota; Metazoa; Chordata; Actinopteri; Cypriniformes; Cyprinidae
Gene: tmem125b
Product: transmembrane protein 125b
Exons: 3
Coding region: 919-1572 (217 amino acids)
Source: RefSeq, a predicted model, not a curated record
UUGGGUUAUUACAAUUACAUCAGUAAUACGUUUUACAGUGAUUUCUGAGCAUCACAAUGCUGAACAUUUUGAAAACCUGACCAAACCUUACACUUUCUUCAAGAUAUUGAAAUACCCAACAUUAACAAAACUGAAUUGUGGUGACAAAAGUCAUACGCCAGUUUCUGCAGAAUAACAAACAAUUACACAUUCAUUCAUGACCUCAUUUCUUAUAAUGUGCACAAUAUUUCUAGAUUGACUAUGACUGGCAACUUCUGACAUGAGUUAGCAUUUGUUAAUCUGUAUCAGUUCAUAUAUUAUCCUGUAUGAAGGAGGUUUUUGAAGAACAUCAUGCCACACAUGCUGUUCUGGACAAUCAGCACAUAUAAACUCUGAGAAGAGGAGCUCUAUUGUUGCAGAAGCGAAGUAAACUUAUGUCAUGUGAAUGACACCAUCCUUACAGUCACAAAAAGUCCAUUAUGCUGCAGGCGUGACAUCAGAGAUACACUUGGUGGGAUGUCCCUCCAGUUGGCCUAUUGUUUUACCCACAAUGCCUUGAAAGACAUCCUUGCUUUUCUGUGUCAUUCAUUCUGCCUGCUAGGCGUGCACAUGUGUGAGAGUGAGCGUUUGUGUGUGUUCUCCGUUUGCGGACAUGCUGUUUAGUGUCACAAAGAAGACAAUGAGAAACCUUUUAUUGUCCUGGUGGAAUGUGGCAGGAGAAGACAACGGGGGAGCAUGUCAUCGUCCCGAGUGCUUGGCACCAGUGUCCAUUCGGCUUGCACCAUGACACACCACAGCAUGAGAGAGACAGGAACGAAUGACUGCUGUUCAGGACACAUGAUCACACUUCACACAGUUUGAGUCUGAAUCAAGGAUCAGAAACAUGCACUGACAACAGUACACACACCAGUCGACUGCAGCAUUUGAGAGACCCUGGAGAUGGAGCUUCUCCCUCUGAGUGUGAUGAGUCCCGGGGCUCCCCUUCGUCUCCAAGCAGACCCUCUGUGGCUCCAGCGCCAAGCCGUGGAGGAGCAGGUGGAGCUGUGGUGGUUCAACGAGCCGCAUGUGUCUCUCCUGUGCUACUGUUUUUCAGUGGCCAUGGUUCUGAGCCUGGGCUCCGCCGGCGUGGGGCUCCUCUCGACCGCCUCCUCCGCCGCGGGGCCCUCGGUGCUGUGGCGCUUGGGCGUAGGUUCUACUCUCUGUCUCCUGGCACUGGUGGUCCUCAUGAAGCAGCUGCUCAGCUCUGCAGUGCAGGACAUGGGCUGCAUACGCAGCCGCAGACGCAUCGAGCAGCUGCGCAGUGGAGGAACGGUGGAUCCCGUGCUGUUGCUCUUCUCUGGUUUGGCACUGGUGGUGUGUGGGACUACACUUCUCAGUCUCGCUCAGCUGGACAUGCUGCUCUCUGGCGUGACCCUCCUGGCCAGUGGGGGCACUGUGGUCCUAGGUGUGAUGGCGUAUGGAGUGAUGGUUUAUGUGCAAGGAAGGAGAAACACAAGAAGGCGAAGACGACGGAGGGUGAGAGUGUAUACAGUGACGGGACAAAGGAACCGACCAUGGAGGGAUUCAACUUCCAGUCAGUCGAAUUUGUUGUGAAAGGAGAACAGAGAAUUCCAACUAGCUCUUGUUCCUACAUGAUAUUAAGACCUAUUUGCACAAACUGGUGUGGUAAAACACAAUAGGAGCUUCAUUGGUUUUCAUUCAUUUUACACCUGUUAUACUUGCAAUUUGGCUAGAAGACUUCUUUAUUGGCAAUCAAACACCUCCAAAUCAAAUGCUUGCUUUGCCAUUUCUCAUUUUACAUCUUGACUUAUGAGUACCAGGUGAUGGAAUUAGAAGUCAAAAUGAUCAAGUAGGAAUGGUCCAUAUGGAAAUUAAUCACACUUUUUUAAGUCACACUUUCACUUUAAUCUUGAAUUGAAUACCUGGUUUGCCCUCGUUCAACAAAGUUCACUCCCUUGAAUACCAUAUCCCAGACUGCAAUGCGUUCAACUUUACCAUGCAUUUCCAAUCUGAUAAAUGAACAAAAACUUCUGGCACAUUGGUAUCCAAAUUGCACUCUUCUGGAGAAUGGUAUAACUGCAGCCUUGAGAUCUCCAAAUUGGGGCGGGAACUCCAAAAUAGGGCGUGGCUUCCUCCAUUGAGAGACAGGCGCAUGAAUUUCGUGCCUUGGGACGGCUCCGUUGCUUGGAGUAAAAUCUUUCCCCUGAGCUGCAGAGCCGGAUUAUCCAUAAGGGCACUUGGGCCAGUGCCCAGGGGCACCAACCAUUCACAACAACUAGGGGGCACCACAUGACACAAGCUCUAAAAAUAUUUUUCGUAAAUUGUUUUAUUAUUAGGCUAACUUUAAAUUCUUGAAAGACCAUACAUAACUCGUUUAUGUACACUAACUUAACAACAACAAUAAUAAUAAUAAAUUAUAAAUAAAUAAAGAUUACAUGACCACUAUCAGUCCCGCCCACAAGUCAUGCCUCCAGCGGCUGGUGUUCUUCCGAAAAAAUCGGCACAGACUAUUUUUAUCUUAUAAAUAUACUAAAACUAAAGACUUUUUGGAGAUAUGAAGGAUGCAGUACUACUCUAUAGGUAUUCAAGAUUAACAGGAGAUUAAGUGAAAAUGAGCAUUUCACCCCCCCUUUAAAGUGAAAAUAUUUCCGUCUCCAGCUGCGAGAGGGCGCUCUA